This is a messenger RNA of Branchiostoma floridae (Florida lancelet), 1497 nucleotides long. RefSeq names its product fibrillin-2-like. The record is from RefSeq and is a predicted model, not a curated record. The transcript has 12 exons. Gene Ontology annotation, molecular function: protein binding; calcium ion binding. NCBI's taxonomy places the organism in Eukaryota, Metazoa, Chordata, Leptocardii, Amphioxiformes, Branchiostomatidae. Bases 1 to 1497 code for a protein of 498 amino acids.
AUGAAUGUGACAUCAAUCUCAUAUCUUCAUUACUUCUGUUCAUUUGUAUCGUUUACAUCGACAGAUGACGAUGAAUGUACUGAAGGUACGGACAACUGCGACGAUGACGCAACCUGUACUAACACAGCCGGCUCGUUCACCUGUACCUGUAACAGCGGUUACAGCGGAGACGGAGUCACCUGUACUGAUGACGAUGAAUGUACUGAUGGUACGGACAAUUGCGACGAUGACGCAACCUGUACUAACGAACCCGGCUCGUUCACCUGUACCUGUAACAACGGUUACAGUGGGGACGGAGUCACCUGUACUGAUGACGAUGAAUGUACUGAUGGUACGGACAACUGCGACGAUGACGCAACCUGUACUAACGAACCCGGCUCGUUCACCUGUACCUGUAACAACGGUUACAGUGGGGACGGAGUCACAUGUACUGAUGAUGAUGAAUGUACUGAUGGUACGGACAACUGCCACGAUGACGCAACCUGUACCAACGAACCCGGCUCGUUUACCUGUACCUGUAACAACGGUUACAGCGGGGACGGAGUUACCUGCACUGAUGAUGAUGAAUGUACUGAUGGUACGGACAACUGUGACGAUGACGCAACAUGUACUAACGAACCCGGCACGUUCUCCUGCACCUGUAACAACGGUUACAGCGGAGACGGAGUCACCUGUGAUGAUGACGAUGAAUGUACUGAUGGUACGGACAACUGUCACGAGGACGCAACCUGUACUAACGAACCCGGCUCGUUCACCUGUACUUGUAACAACGGUUACAGUGGGGACGGAGUUACCUGUACCGAUGACGAUGAAUGUACUGAUGGUACAGACAACUGUGACGAUGACGCAACAUGUACUAACGAACCCGGCUCGUUCACCUGUACUUGUAACAACGGUUACAGCGGAGACGGAGUCACCUGUGAUGCUGACCCCGCCAAAAUGACGAUGAAUGUACUGAUGGUACGGACAACUGUCACGAGGACGCAACCUGUACUAACGAACCCGGCUCGUUCACCUGUACUUGUAACAACGGUUACAGUGGGGACGGAGUUACCUGUACUGAUGACGAUGAAUGUACUGAUGGUACGGACAACUGCCACGAAGACGCAACCUGUACUAACGAACCCGGCUCGUUCUCCUGUACCUGUAACAAUGGUUACAGUGGAGACGGAGUCACCUGUGAUGAUGACGAUGAAUGUACUGAUGGUACGGACAACUGCCACGAUGACGCAACCUGUACUAACGAACCCGGCUCGUUCACCUGUACUUGUAACAAUGGUUACACCGGAGACGGAGUCACUUGUACUGAUGACGAUGAAUGUACUGAUGGUACGGACAACUGCCACGAGGACGCAACCUGUACUAACGAACCCGGCUCGUUCACCUGUACUUGUAACAACGGUUACAGUGGGGACGGAGUUACAUGUACUGGUGAGAGCAAAGAAGUUGGUUAUGCAAAAAUAUUAUUACAAGUGGACAUUACCAAGAAAACCAUAG